GCUAUAAGCGACGUCGCAGCCACCCGCUACCACUACCACCCGCUACCCACAACAAACAUCCGUUUCUCCCAACCGUUCCUCGAAACUCCAUCGCCAUGCCUGCCCGACCAAGUCCGCUCAUCACGAAAGGCCACGGCAUCCUGCCUGGCUCGUCAAAGCUGUCUCCCUUUUCGCCGCUCCCAUCCGAGCUACCCAGAACACCCAUCGAUGGCCGGUUCGACGCCCUCAAGAACGCCGACGACGCGCUGAAGACACCUAUCACCCCGCCGACCGCAUACACCGACUUCCUGAAAGCCGCCAUGAACUCCCCCGCCGUUUCGUCGGCGCCGCCAUCCAGCCUCCCCUACUCGCCUGCGCUCUCAUCGGGUUCGUACCGUCACAGCGGCUACUACACCCCCGCCACGCCCUAUUCCGGUAUCAGCAUUCGGAGGCGACGCGGCGGACUGCCGCCAAGCCCGUCGAGCGCGAACUCGAGCCCGUCCACCGAGGGGCCCAGGAGCGCGCGAUCCACCAGAAGCUGUCCCGACGACGACGACGACGCUGAGGAGGAGGACCGCGCGCAGCUGUCGGAUGGCCGGGUCAUGGUGAAGCAGGUGGUCACCACGACAGUUACCUAUACGCCGCGGAUGAGUCUGCUGCCUGCGCCCAAGGGCAAGCGACGACGGAUAGCGUAGUGCGGUCAUCCGCCUUUGUUUUUUUUUUUGGUUUUGAUUUCUCUGUUGAAAAAUCCGGCUGUUUCUCUUUUUUUUCUUCUUCGAUUCGACUUCACUUUCUCUCGACAAAUAUCCAUCUCCUUUACGACAUUAUUCCACUUUUUUUUCACGACACAUUCGGGGGCAAUCUUCUGGCGUCCUGAUCUUACUCUUGCUUUUUUGCCAUCGUUGUUCUAUUGUC
Molecule: messenger RNA, 894 nt
Organism: Tricharina praecox
Lineage: Eukaryota; Fungi; Ascomycota; Pezizomycetes; Pezizales; Pyronemataceae
Exons: 2
Coding region: 96-674 (192 amino acids)
Source: RefSeq, a predicted model, not a curated record